AUGAGUGAUCUCGAUAAUGCGAUCGCCCAGCUCCGGGCAUGUCGACCCAUCCCAGAGGCCCAGGUCCGCGAGCUCUGUCACAAGGCACGCGAGCUCUUGAUCGAGGAAGGCAACGUCGUCACGGUCGCAGCACCCGUCACGAUAUGCGGUGAUAUACACGGCCAAUUCCAUGACUUGAUGGAGCUUUUCCGAGUUGGUGGUGAUCCGCCAGACACCAAUUACCUCUUCAUGGGCGACUUUGUCGACCGAGGUUUCUACUCUCUAGAGUCAUUUCUUCUGCUGCUUUGUCUCAAGGUCCGAUACCCGGACCGUAUGACCCUCAUCCGCGGCAAUCACGAAUCACGCCAAAUCACGACCGUAUACGGCUUUUAUGACGAAUGUCUACGAAAAUAUGGAAGCGCAAACGUGUGGCGAUAUUGCUGCGAUGUCUUUGAUUACCUAGCUCUCGGCGCUAUCGUGCUCGGCGCAUCCAACACCCUAUCGCCACCCAACGACAGAGUGUCUAGCGAAGCUUACGAGGAAGAAGAAAUCGAGAUAGAGGUCUGCAACGCAGAUGGAGAAGUAAUGAGCAGGUUCGGCAGACAGGCUGCCGAACAAAAGAGCCCCAACGGCAUUCCGGCAAACACGGGCCCUCCAGGUUCCGGCGCGUCAGGAUCCAGCGGCGGGAGUAACGGAAACCCUACCGGUGCAGUGCUAUGCGUUCAUGGUGGUCUCUCUCCGUUGAUAGAUACGGUGGAUAAGAUCCGCCUGCUUGAUCGGAAACAAGAAGUGCCUCAUGAGGGUGCCAUGUGCGAUCUGCUUUGGUCAGACCCCGACGAAAUUGACGGUUGGGGUCUUUCGCCGCGAGGCGCAGGCUUCUUGUUUGGAGCCGACAUAGUCAAGGUCUUCAACCACAAGAAUGACCUUUCGUUGAUUGCACGGGCACAUCAACUGGUGAUGGAAGGGUUCAAGGAAAUGUUCGAUGCCAGCAUAGUGACGGUAUGGUCAGCACCCAACUAUUGCUACAGAUGUGGUAACGUUGCCGCUGUGCUUGAGCUCUCUGAGGACGGGGGUGGCGAAAGCAUUAUGAUGCGCAGCAAUGGUGAUAUUGGGCGGUCACAGGACGCCAGGGGAAUCCUGACCGACACCGACAGCCUGAUGAAGAGUGGCCCAGCCAGGCGGUACAGGGUCUUUCAGGCGGCGCCGCAGGACUCGAGAGGCAUGCCGGCCAAGAAGCCUGUGGCUGAUUAUUUCCUUUAA
Molecule: messenger RNA, 1239 nt
Organism: Pestalotiopsis fici W106-1
Lineage: Eukaryota; Fungi; Ascomycota; Sordariomycetes; Amphisphaeriales; Sporocadaceae
Exons: 4
Coding region: 1-1239 (412 amino acids)
Biological process (GO): double-strand break repair via homologous recombination; peptidyl-serine dephosphorylation
Cellular component (GO): nucleus; cytoplasm
Molecular function (GO): protein serine/threonine phosphatase activity
Source: RefSeq, a predicted model, not a curated record